This is a messenger RNA of Orussus abietinus, 705 nucleotides long. It is a transcript of the gene tap, whose product is annotated as neurogenin-1. The transcript has 2 exons. The record is from RefSeq and is a predicted model, not a curated record. Gene Ontology annotation, molecular function: protein dimerization activity. Bases 4 to 705 code for a protein of 233 amino acids. Lineage: Eukaryota; Metazoa; Arthropoda; Insecta; Hymenoptera; Orussidae.
ACUAUGUCAUCAGACUAUUCCUUCUGCAGCGAAGGAGGCUUCGACGAGCUCUCGAGCUCCUCAGAUUCUGGCUUUGACGUAAGCUUCGAAUCUCCGAAACACGAAAUACCGACGGAUCUUUUCUCCACCGCGAAAGAGGAAAAACGGAAGAAAUCUCGAAAUUCUCGCUGCAAGAGUCCCACCCAGGUGCUCCGAUUGAAAAGAAACCGGCGCAUAAAGGCGAACGAUCGGGAACGACACAGGAUGCAUACCUUGAACGACGCUUUGGAACGACUGCGCAUGGCACUGCCGACAUUUCCGGAGGACACGAAAUUGACGAAAAUCGAAACGCUGCGGUUCGCCCACAACUAUAUCUGGGCAUUGUCGCAGACCCUAGGGAACGCCGAAUCCGGGGAGAUCACGGUGAAUGUGGGAAACGUGACGGUGAGCAUAAGCGAGAACGGAAACAUGAUCACCUCCUCGACCGGAAGCUGCGCAGUGGCGGCACAAAAGCGGCUUGGACCGGCACAUUCGGCGUUUCCGUAUCCACAAGAGAGAUUCAUGCCGGAAUGGCAGGAGUACGACUGCUACAGCGACCAAAGUGUCAGUCCUCCGAUGCAAUAUCAGCCCUGUUAUGACCAGAGAAUGUAUACCCACCAUGGACAGCAUCAACUGCAGCAGCCCCAUCACAUGGUGCACCAUAACAGCAUGUACCAGUGUUUGUAG